Messenger RNA from Adineta ricciae, 600 nucleotides. NCBI's taxonomy places the organism in Eukaryota, Metazoa, Rotifera, Eurotatoria, Adinetida, Adinetidae. The record is from the annotation of a GenBank genome assembly.
AUGAACAAGGCAACUGAAGAACUUCUAGAUAUCGCCACAAAGGAGACCAAAAAUCUACUGGCUGAAAUUCAAUAUGACAUCAAGGUGACAAAAGCAAUGACUGACGAUGAUGAUCGGUCAAGCAUUGGAAACAACGGAUCCACAAAAAAUUGUCCAAAUUCGCGAACCUUGGUCAUUGGUGUUGGAAAAUCUGACGCCAAACUUGGAAAAAAAUAUGCGAGAUUUCUUACAGGUGCAGUCUUGAGUUCUUGUUUAUGCGGUACGGUUAUUCUAGCAGCCGAGGUUGUAUUUGUAGUUGCUGGUGGAGCAUUGUUAGCUAUAGCAGUGGCUGUUGGUUGUAUCACAGAUGUGUGUCAGUGGCAACGUCUACGCACAGUUUAUAGUCAAUGUUCCGAUUCCGUUCGCUUGAUGUUGGUUAGUUGUUUUCCAAGCUGUUUUGAUGGUGCAACUAAAGAUCCAACUGAAGCAGAGCUGGCAAGUAUCAUCGAAAAGGCAGUUAACACCCUCAAUAUCAAGGAGGACACGUGGUUUAAUCAUCCAGCAUUGCAAAUGUUGAAAGGAUCUGGCGAAGUCGAACGCGAUCAUUUGAAAAAUUCGUGA